Molecule: messenger RNA, 480 nt
Organism: Symbiodinium sp. CCMP2456
Lineage: Eukaryota; Dinophyceae; Suessiales; Symbiodiniaceae
Source: the annotation of a GenBank genome assembly
GUGGCUGGCCUGUGGAGCCGACAGCCGAUGGCGGCGGCGAGCAACAAGAGGGUUCAGUUUGGAGAUCGCGUGAUCCAGAUUGGCCAGUGGCGACUGGGUGAUGUGGAUGGGAAUCAUUUCUCCAUCUCCCAUUCAAGCCUGAAGACCCUGGUCAUCUAUCGAUCCAACAGCGCCGAUGAUCCACAUCCCGUGUUUAGCGGGCAAUUCCCAAAUUGGGGUCUCUGGGGGGGUUUGGCGCCCUCCCGGAAUCCCCCGAUGGAUCAAUCCAUGGGGGUCAGCUUUGGUGACCGCUUCGUCCAGAUCGGGAACUUCCGGCUCGGGGACGUGGAUGGCAAGCACUUCUCCGUGGCGCACGCUCAAACCGGCAAGACCCUCAUGGUCUUCCAGAGCGACGGCAACCAGGGACAUCACCCGGGCCCUCGCGAUGAUUUCACGACCCUGGGCCGACAGAUGGAGCAGUGCCAGGAGAUGGAGCCGUGA